CCACCCUGCUCCAGCCCGCUAGGACCCCCGGCAUGGCCCAGUCCCCCACCCUGCCGGGCCUGACUCUGCUGCUGCCUCUGCUCUUACAGCUCUUACAGUCCUGGGCGUCCACCAGAGCUGGGACCAGGAAGGUGGUCGUGCUGGCUCCCGUGGAGUUGCGUGGCUCCCUGGGUGAUACCCUGACCCUGCCGUGUCACCUGCAAAGUCUGGAUUCCAAAACCCAGCGGGUGACUCUGAUCAGUUGGAAGCGGCUGGACUCGCUGGGGGAUCCCAGCAUUGUGGCCGAAUUCCACCGGGAGCAGGGCCCCAGCAUCCCGGAGGCCGACCGUGUGGAGUUCAAGGCUGCCAGGUUGGGUGCGGACCUGCUGGAUGCCUCGCUGACCAUUCGUGAGCUGAGCCCUGGGGAUGAGGCCAACUACACCUGCGAGAUCCACAUCAGCCCAUCCCAAAUGGGGAGCGCAAGCACCUGGCUCCGGGUGUUCUAUGCCCCCCAGGUUUCCAUCGCCCUCUAUGAUGACACUGGGCAGCAGGGCCAAAGGGAGAUCAGCCUGACCUGUGACGCCCGCAGCAAUCCAGAGCCCAAGAGCUACAACUGGAGCACGACCACGGGCCCCCUGCCCCCCUCUGCUGCACCCCAGGGCUCCCAGCUCCUGAUCCAGCCCACUGAGGAGUCCAUCAACACAACCUUCAUUUGUCACGUCUCCAAUGACCUAGGGACGGGCCAGGCAGCCAUGAGAGUCCUGAUCCCAGGAUCUCCCCGGGAACCAUCACCCUCAUACUCAGCUCUCCAGAUCGGCCUCUGUGUUUCAGGAAUCGUGUUGGUGGCUGUGCUGGGAGCCAUGGUUUAUUCCCGGUAUCGGAGACAGUCCCGCCAGGACUCCCACAGCGGCCCUGAUCACAGGGCUGUCUCCUAUGAAACUGUGCAGAGAGAAGCCAGCGCUUCCCAGGACCCACUGACAGAGGACACAGAUGGACUAACCUAGAGAUGCUGGAGCUGGGACAGGCUCUGGAUGGAUGACCAGUUAGACACUCCUUGUCUGCUAAGAGAAUGUUACUGACUCCUUCAGAACUACAAAAGCUAAAACGUUAAUGUAUUACUGUGUUGGGUUGCUAUGGUUUUGGUUGUGUUAAGAUUUCAUGGGGGGCACUGUCAUUAAAAAUGUAUCUAACAUUUUAAGAAUGAAAGUUCUAUGUAUAAUUUGGUAUAAUUUGUAUAAUUUGGUAUAAUUUAUAAUUUUUAUAUUUGUAUAAUUUAUAAUCUGGCUAUUAUAAUUUUGUACCUAUCGGGUUGGUACCAAAGGAACCCUUUCCUGACCCCUCCCGCUGUCCUACCACCAUCCUUAGGAGUCAGAGAAUCUGAUGGUGCAAAUCAACCAAUCAGAGAUGAGUAUGUAUGCAUGUAUGUAUGUGUGCACACAUGACUGGCCUUUAUAGUCAUCAUCCGUUUUUCUGUUUGUGCACUGGAGAGUCAGAGCAGGACGAAAUCAGAAAUAGAAGCCUUCAGACCAGCUGCAUCGCUGGUCAGAGUGUGAGGCCAUGUGUACUAAUAUUUAAAAAUGUCUGGUCUUCGAUGCUGGCGUGGAUGUGGCGAGAAAGGGACACUCCUUCACUGUUGGUGGGAAUGUCCACUGGUUCAGCCCUUCUGGAAAACAGUAUGGACGAUUCUCAAAAAAUUAGAAAUUGAGAUCCCAUUUGACCCAGCAAUACCACUCCUGGGAAUAUAUCCCAGAGAGGCAAAAAUGUAUAGUCGAAGUGACAUCUGCACUUGUUUGUUCAUUGCAGCACUCUUUACAAUAGCCAGAAACUGGAAGAAACCUGAAUGCCCAAGAACAGAUGACUGGUUAAAGAAACUUUGGUACAUCUACACAAUGGAGUACUAUGUAGCUCUUAGAAAAGAUGAAGUCAUGAACUUUACAUAUAAGUGGUACAAUAUGGAAAGUAUCAUGCUAAGCGAAAUGAGUCAGAAAGAGAGGGAUAGACAUAGAAAGAUUGCAUUCAUCUGGGGGAUAUAAAGUAACAAAGUAUGAGAUUAAUACCCAAGAAUAGCUGAGAUCAGCACCAGGAGGAUUACUCCAUAACUUAGAGGCUAGCCGGGUAUCCUAGAGGAAAGGGCAGUUCAGAUAGAGAAGGGAGCACCAAAUAAAGGAUG
This is a messenger RNA of Sorex fumeus (smoky shrew), 2149 nucleotides long. RefSeq names its product poliovirus receptor homolog. Gene Ontology annotation, cellular component: extracellular exosome; apical junction complex; focal adhesion. The record is from RefSeq and is a predicted model, not a curated record. NCBI's taxonomy places the organism in Eukaryota, Metazoa, Chordata, Mammalia, Eulipotyphla, Soricidae. Gene Ontology annotation, molecular function: cell adhesion molecule binding. The transcript is spliced from 8 exons. Gene Ontology annotation, biological process: coreceptor-mediated virion attachment to host cell; positive regulation of natural killer cell mediated cytotoxicity directed against tumor cell target; susceptibility to T cell mediated cytotoxicity. Bases 33 to 983 code for a protein of 316 amino acids.